Messenger RNA from Gongylonema pulchrum, 291 nucleotides. NCBI's taxonomy places the organism in Eukaryota, Metazoa, Nematoda, Chromadorea, Rhabditida, Gongylonematidae. The record is from the annotation of a GenBank genome assembly.
AUGAAGGCCGACCUGCAAUUUGUUUAUGACGAUUUGCAUGAAAUGGAGACGUAUUAUCGUACUGAAGCAGACGAAGAUCACGGCAACAUUUAUUGGUAUUUCAAGGAUCCCUUCUGGAAUCGUAAAUUUUUCCCAAUAACGCUUUCGUAUGCACGCGCCAAGAACAAUUAUUAUAAAAUUGUACGUUUUAAUUUUGAGCAGCUUACUUUCUUGAAAUAUUUGGAUCAGCUGCGAAUCAUCUGUGCAGCUAGCAACUUUUCCGAUUAUUUUGAUCAGUGCUUCACCGUCUGA